Messenger RNA from Phaedon cochleariae (mustard beetle), 1114 nucleotides. The record is from the annotation of a GenBank genome assembly. Lineage: Eukaryota; Metazoa; Arthropoda; Insecta; Coleoptera; Chrysomelidae.
AAAUUAUUGUGCUAAAAUGAUUGUCAAAUUGAAUUUAAUUGCUGCUGCAUGUGAAAACAUGGGAAUCGGAAAAAAUAACAAUCUGCCCUGGAGACUCAAAACUGAAAUGGAGUUUUUCACUCGAAUGACUACAAAAACAGAAGAUAUCAACAAGAAAAAUGUGGUUAUAAUGGGACGAAGAACCUGGGACUGCAUUCCCAAAAAAUUCAAACCUCUGAACAACAGAAUUAACAUUGUUUUGUCCAGAUCAGAUCUGGAUUUAACAAAUUUCACUGAUGUUUAUGGGUUCAAGAGUCUUGAAGAAUGUAUUGAGAGACUGGAGGAGGAGGAGUUUCAAAAAUUGUAUGAAAAUGUAUGGGUUAUUGGUGGAAGCCAUAUUUACAAGGAGUCAAUGGAAUCAGAUAAUUUCUACAGAUUGUACUUGACCAAAAUACUGAAAGACUUUGACUGUGAUACAUUCUUUCCAAAAUUGCCAGACAACUUGAAACAAGUUAGUGAUCCAGAAGUUCCAGAUGGUAUACAAAAUGAGAAAGGCAUUGAGUUUGUUUAUAAUGUGUACCAAAAUCCAACCUUCCAAAACUAAAAUCCACCAGACAAUUCCAGAAAGUACUUUUAAUCAUAAGAUGAAAAUAUAUUUUUCCACUAAGUAAUUUUAAGGUAACCAUGCAACUUCGUUCAUUCAUGUGUGAUUUGCUCAAUGAUACUGAUAUGCUGUUAAAUAAAAUUGUUUUGCUAUUGUAAAAGAUUUAUUCAUUUAUAAUCACCACUCAACAUCAUCACAUUUCAAGAUAUUCAUAGACAUAUAUUGAGCCAAACAAAAAAUGUGAUGUUUAUUUACAUUUAUCUGUACAAUCUCGGAAAACGGGAAAUAUUUACAAUAAAUUUGGAUUUCCAGAGAUAACAAUGUGCAAAACACUUCAACUAUGUGGAGAUAACUAUAAUGUAUCAAAAAAUAUAUACAAGGUGCUCAAUAUAGCAAUAUCUUUCACUUAAACCUAAAAAUUAUAAAUAAUGCUUUUGAAUACAAAUUAAAUCUAGCUUGUCAAAUAAUAAAUAUCAGUGACUAUCACCCUAUCAUGCCAACAAGAAACGUCUCCAUAUAAAAAUAUACCAA